Messenger RNA from Xyrichtys novacula (pearly razorfish), 30701 nucleotides. The record is from the annotation of a GenBank genome assembly. NCBI's taxonomy places the organism in Eukaryota, Metazoa, Chordata, Actinopteri, Labriformes, Labridae.
CAAACAGCCUGAACUAAAACUAAAUAUAAAUACAAACAGCUUCAGUGGAUAAAAUUAAAAAAAAAAAAAAAAAGGUGAAAAAACUCGUUUAAAAAAUAUUAACAAUUUCUGUGUUAAAAACUAAACUGUCCGUCUACAUCGUUGUGUGAAGAGAUUCUCCUGCGGACCGCAAGGUGGCAGCAGAGCUCUUUACUCCGCUCUAUCAAGAAUCCAUUUCCCAGAGUUCCUCACGGCGCAGAAGGUGGGCCGGGUCUUUACCUGCCCACACCUGCACAGAGUUGAGAUUUGGAGCCUGGAGGAGUCAAUAAGACAAAAAAAUAGGCCGAGGAGAAAAUGUUUGAAAAAUCUUCAAGAAAAGUUUGAAUCCAGCGACCAGAACCCGUCCGAACCGGACCGAUCCGAUCCGGGUUAAACCCGAAUUAAUCUGGAUCCGGAUCCACCUGAAAGUGUCUGAAGAUUUCUCAACUUUUGGUUGAAGCAGGAAGUGAGAAGGACCAGGAGGAGCCGCAGACAUGGUGAGUCCACGAACCUUCAACCACCUGAAAAAAAACCCGAACCAGGAUUUAAGACGACCUGUAGUCCUGGAUCUGAGCAGGAUCCAUGUUCUCCAAGAGGUUCUGAAACUGGUUCAGAUUCGGACCUGGCUCCUGUUCUGGUCCUGCAGGGUUCUGGUUCAGGUUUCAGGGUUCAGGGUUCAGCAGCUGUUUGGGCUGGGAGGGGGAAAAAAAGUAGAAAAUUGAGCAAAAAAAAAAAAGGGGGGGGGGGUUUCCCGAUAAACAAAAAUAUCCGUAAAUAAAAAAGAUUAUCAAAGUUUUAUUUAUGUCCAUUAAAUUAUUUAAAAAACGAGAUUAAAUCACUUUGAAGAACUUAAUGAGGUUCAGAAAGGGUCAAAAUCACGUUUAUAGAUGAUAAUCCUGACCAAAGUGUGAAAUUUAACUUCUCCUUAUACGACAUUAAACAAUGCUAAAUAAAUAUGAACUAAAAUAGUCUGUAGAAAUGAUUAAUUCAUCGUUUAAAGAUCGUGAGUAAGUAAUCGGUUUUCCAAUCCUGGUCGAGUACAGGAGCCCAGAGGGGUCAAAAACCUGAAUGUCGUCCAGAUGUAAGUUAUGAUAAUGGUUUUCUUUUAUUUAGUUUGUUUUCCUCAGUUAUUUUUCCAGCAGCUUCACGUUGAUAAAUAAUUAUUAAAAACCAGAAAGUCUUAAUCCUCUCUGCUCAGAUUACAACAUGAUCAGCAUUAUCUCCAAUAUUCAAUAUUCAGAAAUCUGAAGACAUUUAAAAAAAAAAACAUACUCAUCUGUUUCCUGCUCAGAAAAAAGGAAGUUUUUUUUACACUGUAAGAAAAAAAAAAAUUCUUCAGGUGAAGAAUUUCUAUGAUUGUGCGUGUAUUGUAUCGUUCAAAGAAACAAAAGUAGAAAUGAUCAUUUAAAAAGAUUUCUGUUUUGGUAAUAUUUCAGAACUGACUGCAGACAAACUCUGAAAACCAUUUACUGAUGAUCCCGUCAUUUUAAAUUGUUUUUAAUAAUAAAAAUAAUCUUGGACAGUCCUGGUGAUUUGAGCUCCUGCUGCAGAGACUCUAAAACUUAAGACAUCAUUAAAGAUGUUUAAAAGUCCGGACCCAGUGUGAUCCUUCAGGACGAGGACUCUCAGAUUCAACUCUCACUGAGCUGUAAAUGUAGUCCUGCAGCAUUUUUACAGUCAUAAUAAUGAGAAUUAAAGUAAAAAUCAUGAGAAAUUAUCAAUAUCAAUCAAACCAUGACAGAGUUUAACAAUGAGAUAAAAUCUCACUGUAAUCAGAUUUAACAUUUCAAAAUCCUCAAUCAUUUUCAAAAAGUUAAAAAUUCAUGAUUUUGAAAUUAAAAGUCAAAAAUAUGAGAAAAGUUAAAAUAUGACACAAUUAUUCUUAAUUUUUAAUUUAACAAUUUUGAGUAAAAAGUCAAAAUUAUGAUCCAGAAAGUAAAGAAUACGAGAAAAUAAGUAAUUAUGAGAUAAAGAAAAUUACUAUUAACGAGAAAGACUGAUUCUAUUAUUCUGACUCAAUCCAAAAAAUUUGGAUUGAAGACUCUUCUGAAGCAGAAGAGUCUACGUAACUAUGGAAACAUGAAUUUCCUGUGUUUUCAUGUCAGCUGUUGAUCAAAUCCAAUCCAUCAGGAUGAGAAUAAAAACGAUAAAGAUAUUAAAUAUUAAAAUAUUAAUAUUAAUAUAGAAAAUAAAUAAUAAUAAUAAUAAUAAUAAUAUUAGCUCCAGUUUGAGCUCCGCAUACAGAUCCAACAUGUUCUGACUCCUGUUAACGGGUUAACUGCGGCUCUGAGAAGAGGCAGUGUUUGUCUGUAAAGGUGGGAGGGGUCAGCUGUGAUUAGUGGAUGCCACUGAUUUCAAUAUCAGCUGAUUGAGUUCAAAAAUUGAUCUGCAGGUAUUUUCAUUAUCAUCAUCAUCAUCAUCAGGUACAAAAUGAUUUCAAACCAGCAGACUCAGAGAUGAUAACCGUCCAGAUCAAACGGGUGGAGGGAAACCUGCAGUGAGAAACACCAGGACAAAGGAGGAGUGUGUUGAAAGAGCUUAAAACAGCAAUGCACACACUCAGGUGUGUGUGUGUGUAUGUGUGUGUGUGUGUGUGUGUGUGUGUGUGUGUGUGUGUGUGUGUGUGUGUGUGUGGAGGCGAGCGUGUCAGGGCGGCUUCUCCUUAACAUGAUCCUGCAGGACAGAGGAAUGCUGGGAAUUUAGGAGAGAGAGAGAGAGAGACGCGGACGAAUCAGAACGUCCCAUAAACCCAAAGAUCGGUCCUGUCAGAGUUGGUCUGUUUUAACGCUCCAGUCAGGAGUUUUCACUUCAACCCUUUAGGUUUUAUUCACACUGAUUAAAGUUUGUCUCUCUUCCUUGUCCUCUUUCCUGUCUCCUUAGUUUUAAGUGUCUGCUACAUUAUACACUGGAACUGUGUAAACCUCUGUCUCUCCGUGCCUCUAUGCCCCACUCCUAUAGGGCAGUAAGGAGCGUUACCAUUGGCAGGCUCAGAAUGUGAAGGUGAGCGGCGUGGACGACAUGGUGCUGCUGUCUAAGAUCAACGAGGACGCCAUCACAGAGAACCUGAAGAAGAGAUACAAUGACGACUACAUCUUUGUAUCCUUUACGCAGUACUUCAGUGCCAUCACUGUGUACAAUUACUCAGUCCAGUUUCAGAACAAGUACAACAUGCCAACAUCCAAAUACCAAAGUCCAAAAUGGACUUAAAAAAAAAAGAUCACUGUUCACCAUGGCAGCCAAAAGGACUCGAUCACAGCUUCAUGUGCAGAUAAUGGAGGGUUAAUGUUGGAAUAAUGUAAGAUAAGAUAAGAAGAUAAGAAUAACUUAAUUAAUCCCCGAAGGGGAUUGUCUGGUGUCUCACUUAAUAUGUCUCUAAAAGUUAUCUACUUUUUACACAAGAGUUAUAAAGCCUGAUGGCUGUUGGUACAAAAGAUUUUCUGAAUCUUUUUGUCCUGCACUGAAGAGGGAGGAGCCGUCCACCACCAUUGGCCCUUUGGUCCGUCAAGGUGUUGUGCAAUGGGUGAUCCAUGUUCUUUAGAAUGGUCAAAAGGUAACUGUAAAGAUAAUGUUAAUGACAUAAAAGGAUAAUUUAUGUAUGAGAUAAUGUAGGGAUAACAUAAGGAUAAUGUUGGUCAAUGUAAAGAUUCUUUAGGAAUGAUUUCAAAAUAAUGUUAAAAUAAAGUGACAUUAAUACUUUACUGUACUGUGCUAUACUAUAGUAUACUAUACUAUACUAUACUAUUAUAUACUAUACUAUAACAUAAUAUACUACACUAUACAAAAUUAUACUAUACUGUACCACACUAUACUAUACUAUACUAUUAAAUACUAUACGACUAAAUACUAUACUAUACCAUAACAUACUAUACUGUUAAAUACUAUACUACUAAAUACUAUACUAUACUACACUACACUAUACUAUGCUAUACAAUUUUACACUGUACUGUAAUAUACCGCACUAUACUACACUAUUCUAUACUAUACUACACUAUACUGUACUAUACUAUAAUAUAAUAUUAUAUACUACACUAUACUACACUAUAGUAUACUAAUCUAUUUUAUACUACACUAUACUAUACUACACUUUACUCUUAUAUACUGCACUAUACUGUACUAUACGAUACCAUACUAUAAUAAUAUAAACUAUACUAUACUACACUAUACUAUACUAUUUUAUACUACACUUUACUGUACUAUACUACACUUUACUCUUAUAUACUGCACUAUACUGCACUAUACUGCACUAUACUGUACUAUACGAUACCAUACUAUAAUAAUAUAAACUAUACUAUACUACACUAUACUAUACUAUACUAUACUAUUUUAUACUACACCUUACUGUACUAUACUACACUAUACUAUACUAUACUAUACUGUACCAUACUAUACUAUACUGUACUAUACUAUAUUAUACUAUUUUAUACUGUACUAUACUACACUAUACUAUAAACUAUACUUCACUUUACUGUACUCUACUAUAUUAUACAAUAUUAUUCUAUACUAUUCUAUACUAUACUACACUAUACUGUACUAUACUAUACUCUACUCUACUCAUUGACAGGGUUAGACAAGACCUGAUUGCAUAGCGUGAGGAGAUAUUCCAUUUUGCAUAACUACCCGCUCACUGAACGUUUUCCCAUUUAUAACCAACUACAAAAUUUAGAUACAAAGUAAUGCUGAGAAUUGAUAAGAAGAUUAUUUUAUUGAUUUCAAAUUAACUUAUUGAAACAGUUGAACAAAGCCUCAGAUUUACUCCAUGUCUCUUUACUUCUCUAUGCUGGUGACUGAUCGGACAUAAACCACCAAUCAGCUGCUCUCUAUUCAGUCAGGGUUCAAACGUUUUCGCCCUUAAUCGUUUCUUCCUGUCAGACCUACAUCGGUCCGGUUCUGAUCUCAGUGAACCCCUUCAAACAGCUGCCGUACUUCACCGAGAGAGAGGUGGAGCUGUACCAGGGAGCUGUGAGAGCACACACACACACACACACACACACACACACACACACACGAACACACACACGAACACAUGACCUAAACCGUGUCUCCACCCCCUCCAGGCUCAGUAUGAGAACCCCCCCCACAUUUAUGCUCUGGCUGACAACAUGUACAGGAACAUGAUGAUUGACAGCGAGAACCAGUGUGUCAUCAUCAGGUGGGACUUUGACACAAUCACAGCUCCUGAUUGGCUCUACCUGUCAGACCAGGCUAAUCAAACACUUGAACUGUAAUGAUGAUUGAUCUGUGGUUAGGUCGUUAGAUUUGAUUGACAGCAGCCUGCAGAGAUGAUCACAGAAGCUCCGCCCUCCUCAGAAAACAGGAAAAGCUGAACUCUGUCGUGUUUCUAGAGGCGCUCUGCAGGUUUCAGUGUCACCGUAUCAUCGUUAAUCUUUGUGUCUCUGUCAGCGGAGAGAGCGGGGCAGGGAAAACUGUCGCCGCCAAAUACAUCAUGAGCUACGUGUCCAAAGUGUCUGGAGGCGGAGACAAAGUCCAGGUGAGGAUACAGAAUACCGCUCAGAGGUACAGUGCAUCCAGAAAGUAUUCAUACCACUUCACCUUUUCCACAUUUUGUUAUGUUACAGCCUUAUUCCAAAAUGGAUUACAUUCCCUUUUCCCCUAAAAAAUUCUACACAAAAAUAAUGACAAAGCGAAAAACUUUUUUUUAGAACAUUUUGCAAAUUUAUUAAAAAUAAGAAAAUGUUGCAUAUACAUAGGUAUUCACACCCUUUACUCAAUACUUGGUCGAAGCACCUUUGGCAGCGAUUACAGCCUCCAGUCUUCUUGUGUAUGAUGCAGCAAGCUUGGCACACCUUGAUUUGGGGAGUUUUUCCCAUUCUUCCUUGCACAUCCUCUCAAGCUCAGUGAGGUUGGAUGGGCAGCGUCGGUGCACAGCUACUUUCAGGUCUUUCCAAAGAUGUUCAAUCGGGUUCAAAUCUGGGCUCUGGCUGGGCCACUCAAGGACAUUCAGAGACUUGUCCUGAAGCCACUCCUUUGUCUUCUUGGCUGUGUGCUAAGGGUCAUUGUCAUGCUGGAAGAUGAAGCGUCGCCCCAGUGAAGCGCUCUGGAGCUGGUUUUCAUCAAGGAUUUCGAUGUACUUAGCUGCAUUCAUUUUUCCCUCGAUUCUGACAAGACUCCCAGUUCCUGCCACUGAAAAACAUCCCCACAGCAUGAUGCUGCCACCACCAUGCUUCACUGUAGGGAUGGUAUUGGCGAGGUGGUGAGCGGUGCCUGGUUUCCUCCAGACAUGACGCUUGGCAUUCAGGCCAAAGAGUUUGAUCUUCAUUUCAUCAGACCAGAGAAUUUUGUUCCUCCUGGUCUGUGAGUCCUUCAGGUGCCUUCUAGCAAAGUCCAAGCAGGCUGUCAUGUGCUUUUUACUGAGGAGUGGCUUCUGUCUGGCCACUCUACCAUAAAUGCCUGACUGGUGGAGUGCUGCAGAGAUGGUGAUCCUUCUGUAGGGUUCUCCCAUCUCCUCGGAGGAACGCUGGAGCUCUGUCAGAGUGACCAUCAGGUUCUUCGUCACCUCCCUGACCAAGGCCAUUCUCCCCCGCUUGCUCAUUUUGGCUGGGCAGCCAGCUUAGGAAGAGUCCUGGUGGUUCCAAAUGUCUUCCAUUUCUUAGUGAUGGAGACCACUGUGCUUUUUGGGAUCUUCAAUGAAGCAGAUAUUUUUCUGUAACCUUCCCCAGAUCUGUGCGCUGAUACAACCCUGUUUCGGAGGUCUACAGAAAAUUCUUUCGACUUCAUGGCUUGGUUUGUACUCUGACGUGCUCUGCCAGUUGUGGGAUCUUAUAUAGACAAGUGUGGCUUUCCAAAUCAUGUCCAAUCAGCUGAAUUUCCCACAGGUGGACUGCAAUCAAGUUGGAGGAACAUUUCAAGGCUGAUCAGUGGAAACAGGAUGCACCUGAGCCUAAUUUUGAAUUCAUCCCCUCUGACCGCCAGAGGCGGUGCUUUAAGCACUGAAUGAUUCCCUUCGCGCAUGCGCAGUUCGAGCAUUUGUACCAAAAUAAUCACGCGUGACCCCGGGAUGAACCGGGGUGGUUAUUUAUUCCGCUGGUCACCGAGGGUUCAGUCCCUUUUUCUUUCUCAUGCGCAGGUCACAAACUUGCAAUGAGAGGCAUUUUUCUAACAAACCUACCUUAAUCUGUGUGUGAAGUCGCUGGUAGUCCCGUGGCCAUAGGUCGGGGUAGCGAAAAUCACCCUCCAGGGACUGUGACUUCCUUUGAGUUGUUUCCUUAUCUCUACUGUUUAUCUCCGACUGAGCGGAGCUUCACCAACUUCGUCGGAUGCUGUGGCGUUCGCCCGGUAAGGAAGGGUCGUCGUCCCCCUCUCCUCCGGACAAGGUAGGUUGCUGUUGCAUUAAGCCUGUUUAGCAGACUUGCAUUGUUUUACAAGUCACAACCUAUGCUGGUAGAGGCUGUGUGCGCACCGUUUCCCCCCUGCAUAUGGUUGAGUACCGUGAAUGUAAGCGUAACGCUUCGGUUACUUGCUGUAGCUAAAAGUCUGCCCGUUUCGUUCUUUUUGUUAAAAGAAAAAACCAAGGCCAAAGCUAGUUCUCCUCGUGCUGGUACGUGGUGUCGCCAUCCGGCGGCAGCCGACGCUAUCGUUGUUGUAGUCGGCCUCAGUGGUGUAAGCGGUUAGAACGCUGCCCCACUCUCCUUUGCUGUACUAAAUCACCAUUGUGUUGUAUAGUUGUCUUUUGUCCACUAGCGCUAGGCAUCAGAAGUGCCCUUUUGAAUAGCUUUGUAUUUGUUUGGUGUCGGCCAUUAUUAUAACCAGUUGCGUUAGCGCCCUGGUCACUUUAAGUGCUCUUGUGCUGGUUAGCAUUAUUUUGUUGGCAUUGACCAUUACAACCACUUGCGUUAGCGCCCUGGUCACUUUGAGUGCUCUUUUGCUGAAUAGCAUUAUUUUGUUGGCUUUGACCAUUAUAGCCAGUUGCGUUAGCGCCCCUGGUCACUUUAAGUGCUCUUCUGUUUGCUGAAUAGCCUUAUUUAUUUACUUAUUUAUUUGCUUAUUUGUUUAUUUUUUUGAUUGAUUUUAUUACUGUCAGCUUAAUUGCAACUCCGUACUGGUAUAGGCAGCAUUCGCGCUCCCUCCCCCCCAGUAUAAGCAACCUUCCAUCCAGCUAAAGCUAGCCUCCGCUGGCGCAGGCAGCGUUCGCGCUCCCUUCCACAGCUCACGGCGUCAAUUGCCCAGCAACCAGUAGCGUCAGCGCCCUGGCCUAGUUGGGACUGCUCGGUGCGAUAGAUAGCGCCCACUACUGCUCUUCAUGUCAGGCUGACCUCCAGCCAGACAACGGACAUGACCUCUGCCUAGCCUGCCUUGGACCCGAACACCUCAGGGAGGCACUUGAGGGGGACCCCUGCAUGAACUGCAGCUACAUGCCUCGGGCGGCAAGGCUGGCCAGGCUGGCGGAGGUAGAUCCGCCACAAGGUGGCGAUGACCUCCCCCCAUCGGGCCAAGAAUCCACGCCCAGGACCAGGCGCUCAAAACGCCGGGCCCACGCAGCCACUGCUGCCCCCACUUCCAAAAGAACGUCGAGGUCUGACCGCUCCCGCCUUUCAUUAAAGGUGGAGCAGCUCUCUGCCGAGCUGGACUGCAUGAGGUCCAUGCUUCAAGCCCACCAGCCUGGGUCCCCUUCGGAGGAGGCUCGGGGGGCCCACUCCGCCCAUGCCACUCCUAGUCCCGGAGGAGGAUACACUCUCCCUAGCGGCAUCGGCUACUCACUUUCACGAGUAUGGUGACCUUGAUGGCGGCGAGGGAGACGGGGUCUCUCAGGUGUCCGAUCAGGGCUCUCACUCCUAAGCUCAGACUUUGCUGCCAGAGGAGGACGGCUCCAUGCGCGCCAUCCUGCGAAUGGCCUUGGAGCGAUUAGGUCUGCCUAUACCACGGCAGGCGGAGCCAGCCCCUGCGAGCGCCUUCUUCAGGCGCAGGCCAACCUCCACUGCAUUCGCUGUCCCGCAUGCAGAGGACUAUAUAAAGGAGCUGCAUGCCUGCUGGAGAGACUACAAGGCUUGCUCCCGCCUCUCAGCAGAUGGUCGUACCCUGGCGGCAAUGCAUGACACUGCAGGGGUCGGCCUGGAUCACAUGCCGGCCAUUGAGCCCAGCAUUGCGUCACUUAUUGUCUCCCCCGACGAGGCUCUGCGACGGGAUACUAGGUAUCCCCGUCCACAGUGCAGGCUAACGGACGACCUGCUCAUCAGGAGCUACGAUGCGGCAGCACGUGCUGCUAGGAUUGGGAACUCCCUGUCACACCUCCUGCUUGCCCUGUCAGCAUCUCUGCAGGAGGGCUACACUAACGAGGAACCUGUCACCUUCUGUGACGCGGCACUAGAGGCAUUCGGCCUUAUGUCGCGAGAGCUUGGAAGGACAAUGUCCUACCUGGUACAGGCUCGACGCCAGGUCUGGCUCUCCCAGUCGGGCUUGACUGAGGCGUCCAGGAAAACGCUCCGGGCUCUCCCUGUGGAGCCAGGAGCGUUUUUUGGCCCACGUGCUCAAGAGGCGCUGGAGCAGACGAUCCAGGCCGGGCAGACCAGGCAGCAGCUGCUGAGUAUGCGCUGCAUGCCACCCCCCAGCAGGCCUCCCUCUGGCAGGGUCAGGGGCCCCCCAGCUGCCUCUGGAGUCCGGCUGCCACUAGCUCAGAGUAGGGGUCAGCGGCCUCAGCGGCCUACGCAGAGGCAGACCCGGGACUCUUGGGACUCCGGCCGCCUGCCUUCUAGGCAGUUUCGAGCCCCGGACCCUGGUGGACCCCCCGCUUCCAGGGCCCCUAGGGGACGGCAGGGCAGACGCUGAGCCCGGGGGACCGGCCGUCGGAUAUUUUACACAGCAGCAGCUCAGACGCUGGGCUGCUCAAGCUGCAGACCCAUAGGUUCUUACCACCUUAACCCACGGGUACAAGCUGCAGUUCCGACGCCAGCCCCCCACAGCCAGCCGGGUCAGGAUUACCAUCAUUGCCGACCCGGCAAAAGCCCUCGCUCUCCACCAGGAGCUAUCCGCCCUCCUGGCCAAGGGUGCCAUCGAGGCAGUGGACCCGCUGCUGCAUUCCAGGGGGUUCUACUCUACAUACUUCCUCGUCACCAAAAAGACUGGCAGAUUCCGGCCCAUCCUGGACUUGAGGGGACUGAACAGGUACUUAAAGACCUUGCCUUUUCAUAUGCUGACUACAGCGGGUGUGCUACAGUCCAUUGUCCGCAACAAAUGGUUCACAUCUGUUGACCUGAAAGACGCCUACUUUCAUGUUCCCAUUGCGAAGCAACACCGCCGGUUCCUGCGAUUUGCCUACAGAGGCCGCCACUGGCAAUUCCGUGUGCCCCCAUUCGGGCUCUCCCCCUCCCUGAGAGUGUUCAGCAGGGUAGUGGCAGCUGCACUCCAACCUCUGCAGUCCCAGGGCACCAAGAUACUGCCAUAUCUGGACGAUUAGCUGAUCUGCGCUCCGUCCCAGGCGCAGGCAGCCAGGGAGACAUCACACCUCCUGUCCCAUGUGGCGAGCCUCGGACUCAAGGUAAAUGCAGAGAAAAGCUGCCUGGCACUGUUCUAGACCAUAACCUUUAUUGGUCUGGCCCUAAACACCAGAACGAUGGUGGCACGUCCGUCCCCCAGUCGGGUGGACGGCAUCUUAAGGCUGUUGCCAGCCUUCAAGAGAGGCAGGCAACUGCCGCUCCUCACCUUCCUCCGCCUCCGCUGACGUCCGUUGCGGCCGUCGUGCCGCUGGGCCUGCUGGCGCUAUGGCCCCUGCAAAGGUGGCUGAACAGUUUCCACCUAGACCCAGAGCGACACAGGCACCGGAAGAUUGUCGUGUCACGGCAGUGCCUCCUUGCCCUAGCCACAUGGAGGGACAGGGCCUACAUUGUAAGGGGUGUCCCUAUGGGGGCCGUCCCAUCCCGCAGGGAGACCGUUGCCACGGACGCCUGCCCCUUGGGCUGGGGCGCAGUGUGGCAGGGCAGGACAGUGGUCUGUGGCAGACCACAGCAACCACAUCAAUGUGCUGGAGCUAAAAGCGGUGCACUUGGCCCUAAGGCACUUUCUGCCUUACUUGGCAGGCAAACAUGUUCUUGUCGGUCGGACAAUACUUCGACCGUAUACCACAGAAACCAUCAGGACGGUACAAUAUCUGCGCGGCUGCUACAGGCGUCAAUGGACCUCCUGACGUGGGCAGCCCCUCGCCUGAUGAGCCUGCGGGCCGUGCAUAUACCAGGAGAGCAGAACCAGGUGGCAGACCUUCUCUCCCGCCAGAAGCCUCCAUCAGGAGAAUGGCACCUUCACCCAGACGUGGUGCACACCAUAUGGAGCCGCUUCGGCAGGGCAAGGGGCCAACUUUUCGCCUCAGAGGCGUCGACCCACUGCCCGCUCUGGUUCUCCCUAGCGGAGACAACCAGCCCUCUGGGCCAAGACGCGUUCUCCCACCCCUGGCCGAGGGCACUUCUCUAUGCUUUCCCACCUCUCCCUCUAAUUCACCAGGUCCUUCAGAGAGUAGCUCAAGAGGGCCACACCGUUCUCCUGGUGGCCCCUUUCUGGCGAGGGCGAAUAUGGUUCCCCCUCCUCCACCAACUCUGUCACGGGACGCCAUGGCGCCUCCCUGCCAGGACGGACCUGCUCUCGCAGCUAGGGGGGCGGUUAUGGCAUCCAGACCCACAACGCCUCCAGCUGUGCGUUUGGCCGUUGGGGGGCCCGAGCCGCUGCUGAGCGGCUGUGUAGAGACGGUUCAACAUACCAUCUUGAACGCGAGGGCACCAUCCACCAGGCUGCAGUACGAGAACAGGUGGGAGCUGUUCUCUAACUGGUGUAGGGACCGGGGCAGGGACCCAGUUCACUGCCCGGUGCCCGCAAUCCUGGAGCUCCUGCAAGGUCUCCUCGAUAAGGGCCGGACCCCUUCGACGUUAAGAGUGUACGUGGCAGCAAUAUCCUCCCAGCACACUGGGGUCAAUAACUGCACAGUGGGGAGCCACCGUCUGGUGUCGCUCUUUCUCAGGGGGGCUCAGAGAUUAAAUCUUCCGAGAGCCCCAAGAGCACCAGCAUGGGACCUCAGUCUCGUACUGGACUCCCUAUGCAAGGCUCCUUUUGAACCCUUGUCACGCACAGAAUUGAACCCAGAGGGUUCAGGUGUCACUCUAUGGCCCAACACGGCCUUCCUACCAGAGGUACUGUUGACGACACACCUGAACAAGCCUAUUAGGCUGGCACAGUUUAGCCCUCCGCCGGGAGAGAGGACAGACAAGCUGGAGCUGUUGUGCCUGGUGCGGGCCCUCAGGGCCUAUAUUGGAGCCACUGCGCGUAUUCGCCGGUCGGAUCAGCUAUUUGUGUGUUAUGGUGGCCCAAAUAAAGGCAGCACUCUUUCUAAGCAGCGCCUGUCCCACUGGGUCGUAGACACGAUCAGCCACGCCUAUCAGGCUAGUAACCAUCCCACGCCAUCCAGGAUACAGUGCCACUCAACGAGGAGUGUCUCCACUUCAUGGGCGGCCCUUAGGGGAGUUCCCCUCGAGGAGAUCUGCUCCGCUGCCUCGUGGGUGUCAUCAGGCACGUUCUCAAGAUUCUAUAGGGUGAAUGCGGCCACUCCCCACCCAUUGGGUGUGGUUCUCCUUCCAGAGUCCUCCGAUUCCGCCCUCUGAGGUUUAUAAUUGGGGUUUCUCGUGACUUUGCUGGUAUAAGUCAUUCAGUGCUAAAAGCACCGCCUCUGGCGGUCAGGAGGGACGAAAUAGAACGAAAGUUACGUAUGUAACUAAGGUUCUAUGAAUCCUGAUUGACCGCCAGAGCACUUCGUCACUCAGAACCCUUGUGUUCUUGCGAGAAAGUUCUGUAGGGACUGAACCCUCGGUGACUGGUGGAAUAAAUAACCUCUGCCGGUUCAUCCCGGGGUCACGCGUGACUAUUUUGGUACAAAUGCUCGAACUGAGCAUGUGCGAAGGGAAUCAUUCAGUGCUUAAAGCACCGCCUCUGGUGGUCAUUCGGGAUUCAUAGAACCUUAGUUACAUACGUAACUUUCGUUUUAUAGCAAAAGGUGUGAAUACUUAUCUAUAUGCAACAUUUGAGUGUCUUAUUUUUAAUAAAUUUGCAAAAUGUUGGAAAAAAAACGUUUUUUCACUUUGUCAUUAUAGAUUAUUUUGUGUAGAAUUUUUUAGGGAAAAAAGGAAUUUAAUCCAUUUUGGAAUAAGGCUGUAACGUAACAAAAUGUGGAAAAAGUGAAGUGGUAUGAAAACUUUCCGAAUGCACUGUACUGGUACUUCCUAAAGUCCUCUGAUUCUGAAGAUAAGAGGACUGAGGUGUGUGUGUGUGUGUGUGUGUGUGUGUGUGUGUGUGUGUGUGUGUGUGUGUGUGUGUGUGUGUGUGUGUGUGUGUGUGCGCGUGUGUGUGUGUGUGUGUGUGUGCAUGUGCGUGUGCGUGUGCAUGUGCGCGCGAGCUCAGCAUGUUAAAGACAUCAUCCUGCAGUCCAACCCUCUGCUGGAGGCCUUCGGUAACGCCAAGACGGUCCGCAACAACAACUCCAGCAGAUUUGUGAGUUUCAAGUACAAAUACAAACUCUAUUGCAGUAUUACUGUACAAUACCAACCUGUCUACCAACCUGUGUACACACACUCUUCAGGGUAAAUACUUUGAGAUCCAGUUCAGUCGAGGAGGAGCGCCUGAUGGAGGGAAAAUCUCCAACUUUCUUCUGGAGAAGAGUCGAGUCGUCUCGCAGAAUCCUGGAGAGAGAAACUUCCACAUCUAUUACCAGGUACAGUCUGAGGGGGUUGCUGGACCAGGUCUUCAGACAGAGACCCAGUCCUAAUGCAGAGACCCAGUCCUGGUCAACAUGAGAUCAGCAGUUCCUGAAAAGUUCAAGGUCUAGUUGGGUUCAGGAUCUGCUGUCUGGAUUUUUCCAGGUUCUGGUUUUUGAAAACUGAGACUCUGUUACCUUCUCUCUGUGACCUCUGUGACCUCUCUGUGAACUCUGACCUCAGCUGUUGGAGGGGGCAAGCGGGGAGCAAAGAGAGAACCUUGGAGUCACGACCCCUGACUACUACUUCUACCUGAACCAAUCAGGAACGUACACGGUGGAGGACGUCAACGACAAGAAGGAGUUCUCUGAUACUAUGGUCUGUACUCAUCUGUCUGUCAGGAGCCUUUGUUAGUAGUGGGUCUUUCCUGGACUGUCUCUUUGACUGUCUGUCUGUCCCUCAGGAGGCUAUGUCAGUAGUGGGUCUGUCUGUGGACGAUCAGGACUCGGUCCUCCAGCUGGUUGCAGGAAUCCUCCACCUGGGGAACAUCAGCUUCAGAGAGGAGAACAACUACGCCGCGGUGGAGAGUCAGGACUGUGAGGACACACUCUUUACACCAAUCAGCUGAGACUUUAGGACCACCUGACUCAGAUGGUGUGGACCCCCUUCACAUCAGGUUUGGGCCAAAGUAGCCUUUACCUGAUGAGAUGGCUCCACCAGACCUCUAAGGGUGUUCUGUGGUAUUUGGCACCAAGAGGUCCACAUGAGGAACCGUCUGUUCUGGAGGUUAUGGGUGGGUCCUUAAUGGUUCAAACUUGCUGGUCCAGCUCAUUCCAUACAGGCCUCGACAGUGCAACCGUUUCACUCUCAUUUGCAACUAAAAAUAGAUGUGUGCGAAUUAAAAAAUGUAUUUAGGGUCACAUGUACGCAUAAAAAAAAAAUCAACAAAUGUUUUUUUUUUCCUGUAAAUACGCAGUGAAGUUAGUUUUAGGUUGGAUAUUAGAAGGAAAUUCACUGAGGAUCUACCGGUGUCUUCUCACUGUCCAUAACUGGGAAGUGAUUUUUUUUUGUAGGACGGUAGGGGAAGGUCUCGCCUGAUAUGCGAUAGGGCCUGAUAUGCUAGAAGUGCUAGGCUCUGAUCGGUUAUUCCUUAUGGCUGUGAAAUGUCAUUGUCUGUCGGGUUAGGAGAUUCAGAAGUGCGAUAAUGUUCUGUAAUGUUCUGUUCGAUGUACAGAACCAACAGUCUGCGUUUGGCUUGAGCGUGUGAUGACAUUUCCAGAUUUUCGAGCCAAUCAGAAGCGAAGGAGGUGGGACUUUCCCUUACCAUCCUACAAAAAAAUAUCACAACCGGGAAUAACAACAGCAGUGCGGUUAAAUCUACUCAGCACCCUUGCUGUCUAUGGAAGCAAUUUUGACUCAUAUCUCAAAUUCAAAAGCAUUAGCAGAAAUGCUUUUUCAUUUCAAAGUAGGCUAUCUGUUUCAGCGGACAAACGGACUUCAUACUCCUCAUUGUUCUCAUCACUGAUCGAUGGAUUUGGGAUUUCAGUACAGGUGCUCCUCAACAAAUAAAAAUUUGUUUAUUUGCAAAAUAUCUCAAAUCCAUCGAUUUUUUUCCACAUUAAAGGAGGAAAUAUUUGCAAUAUAUCUUCGUUAACACCAAGUGUUUGCUUUUGCUUUUUAAUUUAGUCACAAAGUGAGCAGUCUUGAAGAAGAAAAUGAAAAUGCAUUUUGGAAUAUUGCUAUUUAUUUUUAUUUUUGAGUCAAAUAGUGCAGCCAUGACUUUGAAAUGAAAAAGCAUUUCUGCUAAUGCUUUUGAAUUUGAGAUAUGAGUCACAAUCGCUUCUAUAGCUGUCAACGUCGGGUGUUGAAUAAGGGACCAUCAAUAAAUUACCAGUUGAUAUUCUCAGAAAAGGCUGUUUUCCUUCAAUAGCUUCCAUGUCAUGUGACCAAUUGACCUAAAAUUGAUUUCUAAUAAUAGUACUAAGGUCGAACAAUAAGACACACAUUAUUUGAUCAAUUUUCAUUGUGCCCCUAAAAUUCUUUGUGUGCUCCUUACUUAAGAUGUGAACAAAGUUAGUGUCAAGCUCAUCCCAUAGAUUCUGGACUGGAUUAAGAUCUGGGAGAUUUGGAGGCAAAGUAACUGGUUGACCAUGUUGUCAGUUUUCUCCAGGCCACUGUCUUUGGUUCUGGUCCAGUUCUGAUGCUCAUGUGUUUAUUUUAGAGACUCUGACUGGUAGGACAAGGAUGACACCCCUGCCUGUUUUUUACAAUCGUAGAACUGUAUUGAUCCCCAAAGGGAAAGUCCUUUUGGACCGAUGGUGGUCCCUUUAUGAUUCCCGGGACUUUAGCCUCAGGUCUGCUGUGGUCCAUAACCCCCAAUUUCCACCUCAUCCUGAACAUCUAUGAAAAGGUUGUAUCCUCCGAUCGUAGCUGAUCGUAACCAUUCAAGUUAACGUGUCAAUUUCCACCGGCUUCUUUCCGUUCCUCUGCGGAUUGCCAGACCCCACAGCUGAUUGAAGGGUUCUAUUUUUUCUGGAUGCCAGAGCAUGCUGGAUAAAGUUUGGCACAGAUUAACCCGUGCUGGAAAGGAAGUCGGGCACAGACACAAAAUAAAACAUCCGGCUUCUUUUCAAAACAAAACACUCUGUGUUUCAGGAGGAUCGUAUUUCACACCAUGCAAAUGCGCGGAGACGAACAAGUGAAAGGUUUUUAGACGUCAUUUCACCCCGAUGACACUAUGGAUGAGGAGAUGCUGAUUCUAGAAGUCUAGAAGUAGAUUUUCUCCUCUGGAAGGACACAAUCUACUGCUUAUAUGUCUAUGUGGCUGUCUUUAUAGAGACAACUCGUUAUCUUGCGAUUGAACGUGAAUCCGCAGGUUCUUGUGAGUUCUCGCGAUUACCGCUGUCCCGAAUCUGCCAUGAAAUUCGUCUCACAAACGAAUCCAGUAGGAAUUGGCGUACGGUGAAAAUUGCUGCCGUUCCAGAUGUGGUGGAAAUCCCGGGUAAGGGGUCAGCGAUGGUCCCUUUUGUCCCUGGUAUUUGCAGCUGGUCCACAAUGGUCACUUUUUCUACGUGUUACAUGACAGGUCCUGGGUGGUCACAUGUGUCUAUGGUGACUCUGACCCAGGUUCACCUGCUGCCUAACAAACCCCAGCCAAUGACAGGAGGUUAUCGUUAAAAGGAUGAUCAAUGCUUAUGGCAUCCACUGUCAGAGGUCAUAAGGUCACAGCUGAUUCUAUACAACCCACAACUUUUGAGCUUAUUAUUUCAGCUGUAACCUCUCUGUGUGUCCUCGUCAGUCCUGGCGUUCCCGGCUUUCCUGUUGGGGAUCCCACAGGACGGUCUCUGCAGUAAACUCACCAGCAGGAUCAUGGAUAGUAAGUGGGGCGGCAAGACCGAGUCCAUCUCCGUCACCCUGAACACCGAGCAGGCCUGUUUCUCCAGAGACGCCCUGUCCAAGGCCCUGUACACCCGGCUCUUCGACUACCUGGUCGAUGUCAGUCCACACACACACACACACACACACACACACACACAGAGUUAGUCCACACUCAAGGGUCCUCAUUUAUCAACGCUGCGUUUGUACAGAUGUGUUUUUGUAAUGAGUUUGUACGAACAUUCCCACCUAAAGUCUGAUCAACCUGUACUUGUUCUUAGGAAUGUGAGUACAUUGAAGCCCAACUCUGAGCACACUUACACAUAAACCCUAGUGGCAGAACAGUGAAACUAAGACUAGAACCCAUUAAAGGAGUCACAGCGUUUAGCAAUCUCAAACUUCACACAUGUUCUCUGUUCCCUCUGUAUGAAAUUGAUCAAUUAGUUAUUGAUCAGACAUUUUGAAUGAUUGGUGUGACAAGCUAUAAAAUCAGCUGAGACAGGACAACAUCAGAAGAAGUCUUACAAGUACAAAUACAGAUACAAAUAUCAGUACGAAUACAAGUACAGCUAGAAAAAUUGCAUUUCCUUGCAGAAAAUGUGUGGAAAUGCUGAGUGCUGAAAGCUGAAGAAGCAAUGCUAAACUGCUAAAAAAAAUGGAGGAAGGUUUAAAUGUAAAAUUGGUUAAAGGGCUGAAGAAGAAGUAGAGCAAGUUGGAUGAAAGUGAAAAUUGUUGAAGUACAAAUAGUAUGAAUGUGCUUCAUAAAUUAAAAUUGCAUUCAUGCUGAAUAAGGCUAGAAAAACUGUCUGAAAUUGCAAAAAAAAAUUGGAUAAGGAAGAAAAUGACCUUAAAACACAGAAAAGUGAGAAGUAGCAUAAGUUUAAGUUGUAGUACUAGAAGUAGUAUGAUAAUAAGUAGUUGUAAUAGUGAUAUUAGUUGUCAUGUAAGCAGUAGAAGUAGUUUUAGAAUAGAAGAAGUAGAAAUCAAAGUAGUAAAGCUCGUGGUAGAAGUAAUAGUGGCAGUAAAAGUUAGAGACGCCAUAAAAAAAUAUUUAGAGAAGCAAGAGUAGUGGAGGUAGAAGUGAAGAUACAAGUUAAAGUGAUAUAAGUAGUAAUUGUAGUAGUAAAACUGGGAAUCUGUUUGAAGAAUUAAAAAAUGCAAAAUAAUGAGAAUGAUUUUAAAAUGGGAAAACUUUCCUCAAGUAUUAGACAAGUUUGAAGUAUUAGGAUUAAAUCAGCUUGAAUGAGUUUAAAUUUGUCUGAAGAAUUCAUUAAUUGAUUAAUGUAUUAAUAACGGGAUUAAUUUUGAAGUGCGGAAAAUUUAAAUGAGUAAAAAUCCUGGGUACACCCCAUAAUGUCCUCAAUGAGCUGAAUUUUUGGAGCCCUGAAUGGUUUCUGUAGGUCAAAGUUUGUGGGAGGAGAUAGGGUCUGAAGUUUGUAAAGCGCUCUCAUGAAGGGAUUUAAAUGUAACCCCUAGUGCUCUGUGUACUGAGCCUGGCUUCAUGUGUCUCAUAUGGCUGUUAGAAGCAGCUUUUCAGUCAACCGUGUGUCUCCAGAUGCACUGAUUGAUUGCCAUGGGGACCGUAGAUGCAUCACUACAGCAGGAGAAAGGAGGCUUGAAGCUGAGUAACAAAAUCUCAGACUAUGCCCUGAUGCUCAUCUUCUGUAUCAUGAUAAUGAACUAGUGAGAACUGCAAUACUCUACUGAACACAUUGAUCCAAUUAAUUAACAAAAUCCUAAAUACACCACAUAAUGUCCUCAAUGAGCUGAAUUUUUGGAGCCCUGAAUGGUCUCUAAAUCCCAAAUGCUGAGCCUGGUUUCAUGUGUCUCAUAUGGCCGUUAAAAGCAGCUUUCCAGUCAGCUGUGUGUCUCCAGGCGCACUAAUUGGGUACCAUGGCGAAGGAAGAUGUGUCACUGCAGCAGAAGAGAGGAGGCUUGAAACCGAGGAAAUAGCUCUCCAACUAGGCCCUGAUGGUCAACCUCUGUAUAUAUUCAUGAUAAGGAGCUUGUGAGAACCACAAGACUCUGCUGAACACAUUAUUACAAUUUAUUAUCACAAUCCUUAAAACACCCCAAAGUGUCCUCAAUAAGCUGAAUUUUUCAAGCCUAGAAUAGUUUCUGUAGCUCAAAGUUUGUGGGUGGAGAUAGGCAUUAACUGAUCAACUGUUUGAAUGAGAAGCUGCCUAACUGCAGUGAAUUUAGGGCCUCUAAACUUCUUCAGAUAGCACGAUUUCCUUAAAUUACAAUAAGAACAUCGUUUGAAUCCUCCGCCCCUCAUGAACACAAUGAUGUGUUUUUCAUGUCUGUACUCUAAAAAAUGCGGCGAGUUAAACAAGUGUUGAGCCUGAGUGAUGAUCAGGAUUUUCUGAGAGAAAGAUUACAUUAUGGUGGAAGAUAAGAAUCUCUGCCUUUUUGGACAACUGGUCACCUGCUGGCCAAGGGGUACGAUUGAAUGAGUUGAAACCUCUUUUGUGAGAAGCAGGACUUAUUUUCCUCCAUUUUGAUGUAUUUCUUAUGGCUGUGGAGUGAAAUUUGUGGGCGUGGGAGCGAUAUAUUCGAGCGAGGUUCUGUCGAUAAAAGAGGAGCUCUCCACUCUAGCUCUUCCAAUACAUACCCAUUAUAAAGCCUGAAAUUUGCUGAAAACCAUGAGUUGCUUAAAGCUAAAUUGUGGGAAAAGUGUAAAAGAUAUCAAAAAAUUGAAUACAACAUUAAUAGUCUACAAGUUAAUGAACAUUUUAAAGCAAAAAGGAGGUCUCUAAGUAUGCUGAAGUUAUAAGGCUCAGAAGGUUGAAGAAUUGGAAGAUUUCCCCAUUGACUUCAAUGUUAAAAUUUUAGCACAAAUAGUUAAAAAAAUCAAAAACUAUAAAGGGUAGAAAAAAUUAAAAUACAUCCGCACAUGUUCUGAAGGAGUGGAAUAGUUUAAAAUUUGAAUGGUUGAAAUCGCAGAAACUGAAGAAAGGAUUAUAACGGGCCAAAAAACGGCGGAAGAAAAUUAUAAUAAUAAAGAAAUAGGAGAAUAACAAUAAGUGGAAAUGCCUAAUCAACAUUUCCACUUAAUUACAGGUACAGAUACAAUUACAAAUACAGGAAUGAAUACAAGUUCGAGAACAAGUACAAAUACAGGUACAAAUACAAGUGCAAAUACAGGUACAAAUACAAGUACAAAUACAGGUACAAAUAUCAGUACAAAUACAGGUACAAAUACAAGUACAAAUACAAAAACAAGUACAAAUAUCAGUACAAAUACAGGUGCAAAUACAAGUACAAAUACAAGUACAAAUACAAAAACAAGUAAAAAAAACAAGUACAAAUACAAGUAUCAUAGCUUAUUUUGGACUAUUGGAGGACUUGAAGAAGCCGCUCCUCCUAAGGGAGCCCGUUUUCAAAGAGCAUGCUGAUCUGUUGAGUGAGAACACAGAGUGGAUUCUCACCAGGUACCGCUUCCCCAAAAACAUUUGAAUGGAUUUAUGAUCCGUGAUUUAAAACAAGAGACAAAACGCACCAAAGCCAUCAUCCCAGUGACCAUCCAGCUCCUAUCCAUCCUAACCCGAACAUUUCAGCCUGAGAUCGGCGACAUAUACAACAUUUCACAGCCAACGCAAAGCAGAAUCAUGUCGGCAGAGUUGAUGUUAUAAUUUCUCUGACCUCAGCUUACAUCCAGUUCCCAAACACACAUCAGCAACAAGCCCAAAUAAAACGAGGAUUUCACGCUAUUGCCGGAUUCCCAAACAUAAUUGGAGCCGUAGAUUUCACCACAUCGUAAUAAAAGCACCUUCACACAAUAAAUUCAGUCAACAGGAAAGGAUUUCAUUCAAUCAGUGAUCAAUAAUAUGAGAUGCACAUAUGGAUCUGUUAAAUAGAAUAGAAUAGAAUAUAGAAUAUUCCUUUUUAUUGAUUCCCCAUGGGGGAAAUUCUUUUGUCACAGCAGCAUCACAAAGAGUGCAAUAAUGCAGUUAUAAAAAUAAAGAUUGUAAUAUUAAGAACUUAAAUAAAUGUAAUAAUUAAGAAAAAAAUUUAGGAAAAGGAAAAAGGGAGAAGAAAAAUAAAACUAUAUACAAUAUACACAAUUUAAAUGCCAGAAUAAAAAUAAAUAAAUAAAUAAAACGUUGUUGGAGGAGUGCACGACUCCUUCAUUCUGCAGAACAGCUCUGUGAGUCUGCACCUCCAUGAUUUCAGCAAGGGGGAAAAAAUUCCUUCACACAAUUUUAAAGGGUUUGUUGAUACCAUGUAUGGUCAAUUGGGGGCGUUUCUGAAUGUAAAUGACCAUAACCAUGAACAAGCACGCUAGGAAAGAACAGGUGGAAUUUAUCAUCACCGAUUAAUAAAUAGCGUGCAUACGACAGGUGUCCGCAUGUUUGAGAAAUACAGAUUUUUUUGUUUUUAAGCACAUUCGACAUUUCAUUCCUACGACAGAAUUUAGAACCUUUUCUACACACUGUUGAUAAAUGAGGACCCUGGACUAACCUCACUAGUGUGUGUGUGUGUGUGUGUGUGUGUGUGUGUGUGUGUGUGUGUGUGUGUGUGUGUGUGUGUGUGUGUGUGUGUGUGUGUGUGUGUGUGUGUGUGUGUGUGUGUGACAGUGUGUUAACAAAGCCAUGCAAAAGGACCAGGAGGAGCUCAACAUCGGAGUCCUCGACAUUUACGGCUUUGAGAUCUUCCAGAGGAACGGUUUUGAGCAGUUCUGCAUCAACUUUGUCAACGAGAAGCUGCAGCAGAUUUUCAUCGAACUCACGCUGAAGGCUGAACAGGUACUGCGUGAUGUCAUCAUGUCAUCACUUCCUGUUUCAGGAGGCUCGUACCUGCCUCCUUCAGGGUCGUCACACUGACCGUGUCUCUGUGUCUGUGCAGGAGGAGUAUGUCCAGGAGGGGAUCAAAUGGACCCCCAUCGACUAUUUCAACAACAAGGUGGUCUGUGACCUCAUCGAGUCUAAAGUGGUGAGUCCACCAAUCACAGAACAGGACUGAGAUUACAGGAGCCUGUCUCUGUGAACCUUACAUUAUGUCUCUGAUGGUUUCCCAGAAUCCUCCGGGGCUGAUGAGCAUCCUGGACGACGUGUGCGCCACGAUGCACGCCAAAGGUGAGGGGGCAGAUCAGACUCUGCUGCAGAAGCUUCAGGGUCAGAUCGGGUCACAUGAACACUUCAGCAGCUGGAACAAAGGAUUCAUUAUCCACCACUACGCCGGCAAGGUAUGCACAACACCUGUUCACCUGUUUGUCUGCUCACCUGUCUAUCUGUUCACCUGUCUGUUCACCUCUUCACCUGUACCUACAAAAAAAAAACAUUUAAAAUGAAAUAAAAUGAAUGAAAUCAAAACACAAAAGCAUAAAAGAAAUAAAAGGACAGAGAUCACACAACUCUCAUGCUGAGCUAAAUGCGGAGGAAUAAAAAUGAGUUUUAAGACGUGAUUUUAAAGUAGAAAGAGUCGGGGAUGUUUUCAUCUCGACAGUUUCAGAGCCACAGCCGAGAAAGCUUGGUCGCCACAGGUUUUUAAACAAGUUUUAGGAACAACGAGGUAGAGCUGAUCAGCAGACCUGAAGGAACGUGGGGGGAUAUAAAUAUUAAAGAGGUCAGAGAUGAACUGUGGUGCUGAUCCGUUUAAAGAUUUAAAAACAAACUAUAACAUUUUAAAAUGAAUUCUAAAAUGAACGGGAAGCCAAUGGAGGGACCCCAGAAUCGUAGUGAUGUGGUCAUGUUUUGGUUUACCUGUUAAAAGACGAGCAGCUGCAUUUUGGACAAACUGUAAGUGUCUGAGAGAACCCUGAUUAACACAGACGUAAAGAGCGUCCAACCAAAGUGUGGAAAUAAAAACAGGAAUGACUUAAAAUAUCAAACCGAUUUAAUCUUGGAGAAAAGCCUCAGAUGAUUAAACUGGUUUUAACAACAGAGUUGAUUUGUUGAUUUAAAAUCAUUGUCAACUUUUACACCAAGCUUUAAAACCGUGGAUUUAAAAUAAGGUACAAGAGCUGAGCUGAACCUGUUAAACCAACACAGAGUUCGAGGAGAGCGAUGAGAGAUCCACUGAGUCAAAGUCAGCUGUUUGGUCUAAAAGCAUGAAAAGAGCUCAGUCAUCAGAGUCAAUAAAAGAUCAUUAAAAACCCUUUAAAGCUCAGACUUAGCACUGUGAAAUGACUCAAAACCCGAUUGAAAAAUGUCAGGAACGCCACAAUCAUCGAAUUAAGACAUAAAAGGAGGCUUCAAUAUAGGUCUGAAAUUAGUCAAAAUAGAGCAAUCUAGAUUAGGCUUUUUGAUUAAGGGUUCCACUUAAGAUAGGAAGGAACACAGCUUGAAGCAAGACUGCUGUUUAUUAAUUGUUGGACUGCAGGACCAAUGAUUACCCAAACCUCUUUAAAGAGGCAAGGGGCGAUAACAUCAUUGGGACAUCCGGCAGGUUUAAGCUGAUUGACAAUUUUGUUAAGGGUGGGCAGAGACACUGGCUCAAACUGUUGCAAAACAGCAGGACAGGGCAGAAACAGGGCUCUGAUAUUUUUGACUUUAUUAACAAAAAAGCAACCUGUCUUCAUAUUUGUCUUCACACCUGUCUUCCUGUUCGUCCAGGUGUCAUACGACGUCAGUGGUUUCUGUGAGAGGAACAGAGACGUUUUGUUUAAUGACAUCAUCGAGCUGAUGCAGAGCAGCGAGUUGUGAGUUCUUCCAUUUUUCUAUACACACACACACAUUUCAUAUAUAUACAGUACACACACACACACACACACUUUUUAUCUAUACAGUAUAUAUAGACACACACAUACACUUUAUAUAAAUACAGUAUACACACUCAACCACUCACACUUUUUAUUUAUACACACUUGUACACACAGGAGUUUGUGUAUUUUUACUCCCCAUGUUCUAAAUCUUAAUCUGAGUCCUCUCAGCUCUGAAUCUUUGAUCUGGCACCCUCUCUGUCACCAAACUGCGAUCUGACUGAACUCAGCUCUGACCUCAGAAUAAACUCAACUCUGACCUCAGAAUGACCUCACAUUGACCCUGUUGGUGGUGUGUUUGUUGUCAGUCCAUUCAUCAGAGCGCUGUUCCCGGAGAACCUGGAGGCGGAGAAGAGGGGGCGUCCGAGCACUGCCAGCACAAAGAUCAAGGUGAGAGAGAGUUUCAUAUUGAGUUCAGUAGGAACCAUCAGCAGAACCUGACCCCACCCCCCACCCCACCCCCCCAUAGAAACAAGCAAACAGUCUGGUCCAGACGCUGAUGAAGUGCACCCCCCACUACAUCCGCUGCAUCAAACCCAACGAGUCCAAGAAGCCCCGGGACUGGGAGGACAACCGGGUCAGACACCAGGUGGAGUACCUGGGUCUGCGGGAGAACAUCAGAGUCCGCCGCGCCGGAUACGCCUACAGAAGAGUCUUCAACAAGUUCCUGCAGAGGUAAGAGGUCUAACUGCCCAAACCGCUGUGACAUGCUAACUGAACAUGUUUACUGACGGAGACUUUGGUUCUGCAGGUACGCCAUUCUGACCAAGGAGAGCUGGCCUCAGUGGAGGGGGGACCAACGGCAGGGGGUCCUGCACCUCCUCAACUCAGUCCACAUGGACCGGGACCAGUACCAGCUGGGCAAGACCAAAGUCUUCAUCAAGGCUCCGGAGUCGGUACGAAGUGUUAAAAUCAGGAAGUUCAACAGCUGCGGACUUUCAAAAUAAAGUUCCUCUGGGAAAAGUCAGGAACUCUGCGGUCCAGAUCUACUGAUCCAGUUUUCAGCCUGGUCUUCAGGUCUUAAAGGUUUCUCCAAGUCUGGUCUUUCUGAUCAGUUAUGAUCUUUUCCCACAUACUACAUUACCCAUGAACCCCAGUGACUGUUGCUAUGGUCCCUCUCACAAUAUUCUUUUUCGUAGGAUGGUAGGGGAAGGUCCCGCCUCCUUUGCCUCUGAUUGGCUAGAAGUGCAGGCAUCCAAUUGGUUAUUCCUUAUGGUUGUGAAAUGUCAUCGUCUGUCAGGUUAGGGUUCGGGUUCUGUAAAGUUCUGUUCGAUGUACAGAGCCGACAGCCUGCGCUCGGCUUGAGGGUGUGAUGACGUUUCACAGUCAAUCAGAGACGAGGGAGGUGGGACCUUCCCCUAUUAUCCUAAGGAAAAUAUUGCGUCCCUCUCCUGAGUUACCUUAUCAUCCUGAAACAGAGGUUUUCUAUGUAUUGUAGUCCCUGAGCUGGUCUGUCUUUGUCUUCACCUGUAGCUCUUCCUGUUGGAGGAGAUGAGGGAGAGGAAGUAUAACGGCUACGCUCGUGUCAUUCAGAAGGCGUGGCGUAAACACAUCGCUGUCCGCAAAUAUGUCAAGAUGAGGGAAGAAGGUAAGACCGCCGUCAUGAUGGUUUGAAAUCAUCAGUACGGCACCGUUAUGUUCUGACAAGAAUCCAGAGUCGUCUCAGUGUCUUGACGGUCUGACUGAAGGUUUUUGUUCUCCUCCAGCCUCUGAUGUUCUUCUGAAUAAGAAGGAACGCCGCAGGAACAGCCUCAACAGGAACUUUGUGGGAGACUACAUCGGGAUGGACAACCAUCCAGAGAUCCGACAGUUUGUUGGUCGCAGAGAGAGGAUCGACUUCGCUGAUGUUGUGGUGAAAUAUGACCGAAGGUUCAGGGUAAGACCUGAUCACAUAUCGAAGAUCUGGACUCUCCAAUGUCAGCAGGGUCUGAUUGGGGGGGGGGGUCCAUUUCAGAUCUCUGAGCUCACUCUCCUCUGCUCUUCCAGCCUGUGAAGCGAGACCUCAUCCUGACACCAAAGUUCCUGUACCUGAUUGGCAGAGAGAAGGUGAAGCAGGGUCCAGAUAAAGGUCAGAUCCAGGAAGUCCUCAAGAGGAAGAUUGAAGUCAACAAGAUCCAGUCUGUGUCUCUAAGGUACUCCACCAGAACCAGAACGGAUCUAGACUUUUAACCAUAAAAACAGUCUGAACCUGAGCUGGGAACUGGAUCUAAACAGUCAGGGAUAGAACUGGAUUGGGGGCCAGAACCAGAACUUCAAACCGUCUGAGGCCAGGGUCGGGACUUGCAGUGCAAAUCUAGCAAGGAUCAGAGCUGAAAUUAGAGUCUGGACCACAUGACCAAGACAUUGUCAUGUGGUCUAUUGUUGCAUUCCAGUUACCUCGGAGGUCAGAUGUUGGAGCUGGGAGUGACAUUACACCCGAGUUGACAGUGUUCGGAGACCAAGAUGGAAACCUACUGUUACCGGUUGUCAGCUGUCGUUGGCCAUUGUUAGUUGUUGUUAGCUGUUAGUUGUUGUGAGCUAUACAGUAUUUUACUCUUACAAAAGCACUUAUUUAAUUUCACAGAAACAAAAAAAAGUGUGAAUAAAUAACACAUUAUGAGAGCUUUCACUGUUACUCUUUACUGUUGAUGCACUGCGCUGCCAUCUUGAAUUAUGACGUUGUCGUCAUAAUUCAAGAUCGUCCGACUUUCCGAGUUAGAAAUCCGACUUCAGGGGGGCGUUCCAGAUGAAUUUCCGACUCGGAGCUUGGAAAUACAGACUUCCAAGUACAACUGGAAUGCAGCAUAUGACUGGCUCAGGAGCUUGAACAAGAACUCGAUUCAGUAGAACUAGCUUCAGACCUGGAUCUCAGAUCGGGACUUUAAAGAGACUCCAUGUGUGUCUGAUCUGUCUGGCUCUGUCUCUCUCUGUCUCUCAGCACUCUGCAGGAUGACUUCUUUAUCAUCCAUGAGGAGGAGUAUGACAGCGUCCUUCAGAGUGUCUUCAAAACUGAGUUCCUCAGUCUGCUGGUCAAACGCUACCAAGAGAAGACCCAGAAGAAGCUGCCACUCAAGUUCAACAACCUGUCAGUCCAGAUCUUCUCUUUGAUUAAACAGAUCUUUGAUUUUACAGAUCAGUGAGGAUCUAAUGGUUCCUGGUUUGACUGAAUAACCUCCAUCUUUGUCCUCCAGUCUGGAAUUUAAGGUGAAGAAGGGCGGCUGGGGUCCGUUCAGCUCUUCAGGGUCUAGACAGAUCCAGUUCCAGGGGGGUGAGGGUGACGAUGCUGUCCUAAAGCCCAGUGGGAAGGUCCUGCAGGUCUCCAUUGGACCGGGUCUGCAUAAAAACUCCAGUAAGUUCUGAACGGGUACUUCUUUUCAACGUCAACCCUGAAUGUGCGCUUACUCACUUCCUGUUUGUUUGUUUGUUUGUAGGACCGACGAGGAAGGACACCCGCAAGAGCCGCUACAUGGGCAACCGAGGUCCACCUACCAACCAGUACAGCUCAGGUACCAGACAGACUUACCCCCAUUUUCCACUGCAUUCAGAGUGGCUGCGAUCCGGAAUGGCUUUGAUUUUCGCGGUCCACCAAUUGGAUCCGUUUGUGAGGCGAAUUUCAUGGCAGAUUAUGGACAGCAGGAAAUGAGAACUCACAAGAACCCGCGGAAUCACAUUCAAUUGCGCAAUAAAGACAGCCACAUAGACAUAUAAGCAGUAGAUUGUGUCCUUCCAGAGGAGGAAAUCUACUUCAUGGUGUUUCCAUGGUUUGCAUGGUGUUAAAUACGAUCCUCCUGAAACACAGAUUGUUUUAUUUUGAAAAGAAGCCAGAUGUUUUAUUUUGUGUCCGUGCCCGACUUCCUUUCCAGCAUGAUUAAACUGUGCUGAAUUUAUCGUCUGGGAAAAAUAGAACUCUUGGAAUCAGCUGUGGAGUCCAGCGAUCCGCAGAGGAAUGGAAAGAAGCCGGUGGAAAUUGACACGUUAAUUUGAAUGGUUAUGAUCAGCUACGAUCGGAGGAUACAACCUUUUCUUAGCCGAUCCAGAUGCGGUGGAAAUCGGGGGUUAAAGGCUUUAGGAUUGGAGAUGAGAUGAUGUGAAAGGAAAUGAGCUCAUAUAGAGAGGAUUCAAGUCUGAGAUGAGAAGUGAACGUUGAUGUUCUCCUUAAACAGCAGAGGGCGCUGUCUGCUCCCUGCAUAUGGUGGCAGCAGGUGAAGGUUUAACCGUAUUGGGACGCCCCACCAGUGGACCAUACAUAGGAAGCCCGUCAAGAGUUUUGACCUCCGUUUGACCUCUGUGUUAUUUAUGAAUGUCGACGGUCCGUGUACUUGGCAGCCAACAAAUUUUUGUUUUCAAAUGAAAAAACGAAAAUCGGGAGACGAGCCGUUUCCUGAUGACCAGUAGGUGAUCGGAAGACAAGAAACAGAAAACAACGAUUUUCCAUUUUAUUAAUAAAAAUCAGAGAACAAAAAAACAACUCAGUAUUUGACUUUCUAUGAUGUGACUUUAACGGAAAUCGAAGAUCAAAAUUUGUGCGUGGAAAUAUUGUGUUUCAAGUUUCAUUCACUUGUUUGUUGCAACCCGGAAGUUGUGACUUGGGGCGACUGAGCGAGAGGCUCUCAUUUGCACAGUAGCGCCCUCAGGAAUAUAGUGUAAGAAGGGUUAAAAACGGCUCAUCUCCUGAUUUUUCGUCUUUUCAUUUGAAAACGAAAAUCCUUUGGCCGCUUAGUAUGCGGACCGUAGACCCCGGGUCAGGACUUUAUCAUCUGAGUCAACGUUCAUCUUUUCUAUCUUCAGGUCCGAACUCCAGAGGGCGCGGGGCUUUGAGAAGCUCCACCUCCUCCAGAGGCUCCCUGCUGAGGCAGCAGUCCAGCAUGGAGCAGCCCAGUCUGCCCCGCUUCCAGAGCCAACAUCGCCAAGACAACCGGUCGCAACAACAUCAUAACCAAGACAUGGGCUUCAUGAACGUCCCUGAUCAGGGCGCUGCAGGGUGAGAGGGCGGGGGAGGGAAACCCAGAAUAACCAGUGUAAUACACAGUCACACAAACCAGUAUAACCAGUCUAAUUCACAGUGACACAAACCAGUAUAACCAGUGUAAUAGAACAACACAACCCAGUAUAACACACAGAACCAGGACCCAGAAUCACAGUCCAGUCCACAGCAGUUUAUUUGGUGUUAUCCCUGUCCUUUGUCUCUUUGUGGACUUUCUCAGUCUGUAAUCUCUCGGUUUUGUCUGCAGGAUGCAGCGGCGGCGGUCCAAGGAGGUGAAGCCCGUCCCUGGAGCGGGUCGACCCAAACCCGCCCCCAGGCCCAAACCGAGGUCUCCUCAGUGCAGAGCUCUGUACGCCUAUGACGCCCAAGACACCGACGAGCUCAGCUUCAACACCGACGAUGUCAUUGAAUUACUGACUGAGGGUACCAACCUGUCUCUGUGUCUCUCUGGGUCUCUGGAGCCUUGUCCCCUUGUCCCUGUCUGUUGUCUCUGUGUGUCCUCUGUCUUUUAUGUGUGUAAAGUCCAUCUGACUGUCUCUGUAUCAGAAGUCCUUCUGUCCCACUCAGUGCGUUUACAUUCACAGUUUAAUUGGACCAAGCUCAUAAUUUGUUUUUUUUCGCCGAAUCGGACUUCUCUCCUUGUCCGUGUAUACAUGCAGCUGAGAAAAUCGAAUUAUUGACAUGAACGUGUCCUCCUCCCCAAAACUAGGGGGUGAUAUGGGUCUUUUCAGCGGCUAUGUUUCCGACGCCAUAAGACCGUCAACAACAACAGCAGGUCCGUGCCAGAUGUCAGAAGUGUCUACAACUGCUGCUGGGAAUUUUGGAGCAAGAAGAUGGAGCACCGUACAGUGUUGUUUUUGUCCUACAUGAUGGAAACGCUUUUUCUGCCGAUGAGAUGCACGCCACUCCUUUUCUCUGGUGUUUUUGUUACUGGGUCAUAGGGGUGUGGCGCGUGCACAUGAUUUGUCCUAUCAUACUUCGACUACGCUGGUUACAUGGUAGAGAAAAUCGAAUUCCAACCGCAUUAUCUGGGUGUCUUAAUCAGAGUUCUCUGACUCUGAUUAUAGUCAGACUAAGGUGUUUACAUGCACUUCAGUUGUCUGGUCUUAACCGGAAUAAGGCAAUGAUUCAGUUUUCUCAAGUGUCAUGGAAACAUACUGGAUGAUUUCUAAUUCUACGUUAAAAGGACAACUGGACUAAAGUCCAGAUGUCCUUUUCAUGUGAAGAUUCCCACUCCAGAGUAAUGUGACUAACCUGUUGGACAUAGUUGGUUUGAAAUCAUCUGAAAACCAUAAAAAACCUGUUUUAUUUCUGAUCAUUUUAUCCCUUAAAAUGUCUUUCAAACUUUGUCCCUCAGAGUUCGGAGUUCUCAGACUCCAAUCAGAGUUCUCAAACUUCGAUUAUCGGUGGACUAAGGUGUUUACAUGCACUUCAGUUGUCCAGUCUCAAUCGGAAUAAGGCGACAAUUUUUUUUUUUCAAGAGUCAUGGAAACGGACUGACUGUGUCCUUGUCUCCUGACUCUGAAUAAAGUCUCUGUCCUUUUUGUCUUUCUGUGUAGCUGUCCUCCAUUCCUCACUGUCUCUUGUCCCUCUGUGUCCUCUGUCUCUGUCUCCGCUGUCCUCCAUCCCUCUCUGUCUCUUGUCUCUCUGUGUCCUCUGUCUCUGUCUUCGCCGUCCUCCACGCCUCUCUGUCUGUCUGUGUCUGAUGUCCCUCUGUGUCUCCUCAGAUCCGUCUGGUUGGUGGUUUGGACGUUUGCGGGGCAGAGAGGGGAUGUUUCCAGGAAACUACGUGGAGAAAAUUUAAGCCUACUUAUUCUUCUUCUUCUUCCUCUCAACCUGCAUUAAUCUUUGCUAUCUCCAGAGGUCAAAGGUCAGAGUCUGAUACUCCCACCUGUAGAUCCUGUGACAGACAGGUGAGAUUAUUACCUCAUAUGGAUUCAAACAGCAGUGUUACCAUGGAAAC